This is a messenger RNA of Castor canadensis (American beaver), 832 nucleotides long. Lineage: Eukaryota; Metazoa; Chordata; Mammalia; Rodentia; Castoridae. The record is from RefSeq and is a predicted model, not a curated record.
GCUGGUGAUGUAUAUCGAGAGGGACAGCAGAAAGACCACUCCAGGCAAGGAAAGGCAGAGUGGCAAUGAAUACUUGUCCAGGUGUUUGGAUCUUCUCAUCUGUCACAUCGUGCAGGAACUGCCGCGAAUCCUGGGUGACAUUCUCAAUGUCCUGGCUACUGUGUCUGGCCGCAAACACCCAUCAACGGUGCAAGGGAAGCAGCUGAAGAUGUGCCUGCCCAUGAUGCCUGUGGUACUUCAUCUGGUCACGUCACAGGUGUUUCGACCUCAAGUUGUAUCAGAAGAGUUUCUUUUCAGUUACGGAACUAUUCUUAGUCAUAUUAAGUCAGUAGACUCAGGAGAAACUAACAUAGAUGGAGCCAUAGGGCCAACAGCAUCAGAAGAAUUCAUCAAGAUCACAUUGUCGGCUUUCGAAGCAGUGAUACAAUAUCCUGUUUUGCUGAAAGACUAUCGCUCCACGGUCAUUGAUUAUAUCCUGCCACCCUUGGUCUCCUUGGUUCAAAGCCAAAAUGUGGAGUGGAGGCUCUUCAGCUUGCGGCUGCUUUCAGAAACCACAUCUUUGCUCGUGAACCAAGAGACUUGGGAUGGGGAAGAGGUGAAUGCAGACUCUGAUAGCAAUCUUCUGGCUCUUAUUAGAGAUGUCUUGCUUCCCCAGUACGAGCACAUCCUCUUGGAACCUGACCCAGUUCCAGCAUAUGCGCUGAAGCUGCUGGUGGCCAUGACUGAGCACAACCCAGCAUUUACCAGACUUGUGGAAGAAAGCAAACUGAUCCCAUUCAUUUUUGAAGUGAUUCUGGUAAGAAAGGAAAUAAUGCAUUUGAAAUUCAAGUGA